Messenger RNA from Dryobates pubescens (Downy woodpecker), 3654 nucleotides. It is a transcript of the gene ARMC9, whose product is annotated as armadillo repeat containing 9. Gene Ontology annotation, biological process: cilium assembly. Gene Ontology annotation, molecular function: protein binding. The record is from RefSeq and is a predicted model, not a curated record. Gene Ontology annotation, cellular component: centriole; ciliary tip; ciliary basal body. The transcript is spliced from 26 exons. Bases 112 to 2595 code for a protein of 827 amino acids. NCBI's taxonomy places the organism in Eukaryota, Metazoa, Chordata, Aves, Piciformes, Picidae.
GGAGGGUACCCGGCGCGGAGCGGGGCCGUUGUUGCCAAGGCGACGGGAGGCGGCGGUGCGGGGCCGCGGGGCAGGCUUAUCUACGAUGAGACAUACCGGUAACGGUUAGCGAUGGGUGACGUUCUAGCUUAUGAAGCCGAGUUACUCGAACUAGUAAGAGAGUAUUUGGAGUUUGCCGAGUUCGAAGAAACAGCGGAAGUAUUUACGAAGGAGUGUAAAAUAAAAGGGAAGACACUACCCAAGCCAGCAGGUGUUCCUUCAAGAGACUCACAAGCUUUGCCAGUUCAGAAAGAUCUGCUUGCAGCAUUUGAUAAUGGUGAGCAGAAAGUUUUCUUCCAGCUCUGGGAGGAGCACAUUUCACCUUCAGUUUGUGACAACGAACCAGCUGCUCAGAAGCUGGAGUUCUAUCUUCACAUCCACUUUGCCACCUACCUCUUGAAACACUCUGUGGAAAAGCCUGACAAAACUGUACAUGAGGAAAGGAUUUCUCAUUUUAAGGCAUACCUGGAAACCAAAGGAGCUGCACUGAGCCAGACUACAGAGUUUCUUCCCUUCUAUGCUUUGCCUUUUGUUCCAAACCCGAUGGUACAUCCUUCCUUUAAAGAACUUUUCCAGGAUUCUUGGACGUUGGAUUUAAGGACAAGGUUGGAACAGUUCCUGUCUCUGACUCUCAAAGCCAGACAGACUCCUCGGCUUCUUACUUUAUUUAAGGAGAGUGGACAGUACAAUAAAGAAAUGCUGCAACAUCUUCAUCAACAGUUAGUGGAAUCUGAACACAGGACCAUGACCUGCCUGAAACGCUUUAACAAAAUGCAGACAGACUACCAUAAUCUCAUUGGAGUCACUGCAGAGCUGGUGGAUUCCUUGGAGGCCACAGUCAAUGGCAAGAUGAUCACACCAGAGUACCUUCAAAGCAUUUGUGUCCGCUUGUUUAGCAAUCAGAUGAGACAAAGUGUUGCACAUAGCAUUGACUUCACAAGGCCUGGAACUGGAUAUUACUCUAUGAGCCCUUGUGAUGACGAAUAUGCUUCCACAAUGUUAAGAGCAUCUUUAGCUCCGGCGAAGAUGCAGGAUGUGCCAUUGUUGCCCUCUUUGGAUUAUGAGAAGCUGAAGAAGGAUUUGGUUGCAGGGAAUGAUCGUCUCAAGGCCUUCUUGCUGCAGGCUCUGCGCUGGCGCUUGACAACAUCAUAUCCUGGAGAGCAGAGAGACACUGUCCUGCAAGCCUACAUCAGUAAUGACCUCCUGGACUGCCACAGCAACUGCGAGGGAAAUGUCCUCAAAUUACUACAUUCUAAGAGUAAGGUUGUUAGACAGUAUAUGGCAAGGCUCAUCAAUGCUUUUGCUUCACUGGCAGAAGGUCGUGUCUACCUGUCUCAGAACCCAACGUUGCUGCAAAUGCUGGAGGAGAGACUGAAAGCUGAAGACAAGGAUUCCCUUACAUGGGAGAAUGUUCUGGGGGCUCUACAGAAAUUCAGUCUCAGGCGUGCACUGCAGUCAGCAAUGAUCAAGGAUGGGCUCAUUUGCUGGCUGGUUGAUGUUCUAAGAGAUGCAGAUUGCCUGUCUGAUUACACGCUGGAGUAUUCCGUUGCCUUGCUAAUGAAUCUUUGUCUGCGGAGUGCAGGGAAGAAAAUGUGUGCAAAGAUUGCAAACCGUGUGCUCAAAGUUCUCUCUGAUCUUCUUGGCCAUGAGAAUCAGGAGAUACAACCAUAUGUGAAUGGAGCACUGUACAGCAUUCUUGCCAUCCCUUCUGUCAGAGAGGAAGCCAGAGCAAUGGGAAUGGAAGAAAUUCUGCGCUGCUUUAUCAAGGAAGGAAAUGCAGAGAUGAUCCGACAGAUUGAAUUUAUUAUCAAGCAGCUCAAUUCAGAUGAGCCAUUAAAUGACAGUAUUGCAUCUGAUGAUGAAGAGGAAGAGAAGGAUGAGGAAGAGGACCAUGACAUCAUGGAGGCUGAUCUGGACAAAGAUGAAGUUUUGCAGCCUCAACUGGGAGAGCUUGUGGGAGAGAAGCUGCUGACAACUGAGUACUUGGGAAUAAUGACUCAUACUCCAAAAACCAAGAAGAAGCUGUCUCCUGGUGUUCAUCAGAGCAUAGAUGAGCCUCUCCAGAGGCCCGUGACGCCAGGUCAUCACAGAACUGUGUACCUAAUGCCAGAAAACGAUACCAAUUCUUGUCAUGACAGGGAUGAGAAGCUUCAGUCUUUGCCAAGUGGUCUUCCCCCUGUUUGUGGUGGGAGCAGGUCCAGCGUUUCUGACCUCUGCAUUUCCCCUUCAGUUGAAAUGAAGUCAUCUAAAGCAUUCUCACCAGGCCACAGAAUGGGCCAAAGCAUUGCAGCUGGUGAUGGUGUCUUGUCUUCCCAAUCCAUUGACUUCACGGAGGAGGAAGUAAAUGGGCAAUUGCACAGCGAGUUCCCCUCAGCCUUCACCAGCAAACCUAAGAUCCCUCGCACUCCUGAAGUGCAGAGUGCCAGCCCCAGAAAGGGAAAGGUCCCAGCCAUUGCCCCCCAGUUCUCUCAGCCUGGACCCCAACAAACAAGCUGCCCCAGCUCCUCAGGAUCCUCCACGAGGAGCAGACAGAGCAGCCAGUCCUACAGGAAGUGAGAACAGUUCCUUUCCUCGAGAAUCACCUGUCACAUUGCUGAAGGACAGAGCCAGCUUCCUGUAAUGAGCUUUACUGGCGAGGAGAGAGUGAGGUUACUGACACUGCAGAGCAUACGCCUUGCACGGUGAUUCAGGGAUUAUCUGAUGGGAUUCAUUGCUUGUCGUCUCUACAGCUGGCUAAGACAAGGGCCUUGUUAUUACAAGGUCUCAGCAGCAGCCCAGGAGUGAUAUGGGAGAUGGAUAUAGUCCCAGUGUCUGCAACAGUUUGUUCUAAAGUCACAUUGCCACCUUGAGAAGAAACUCUUUAUGCUCUGCCUUCUAUGUCAGAGUAAAUAGCCUUUGGAGAUGGUAUAUAGGACUCGGCACAGGAGCUUGACCAAGCAACCAUCUUUAUUAACACAUUGCUUUCUGAACCAGACUGCCACAAAUUAUGCUUUUGUGAAUGAGUUUGGAGUCAUCCAUGUUCAAAGGAUCUGCACUAGAAGGGAAAACACACACCAUAUGUGCAGAGCCUCACUGCCUGGAGCAGUCUUGUGUGGAGUGAGAUCUGUGUUUGGUCACCAGGCUAGAGAAAAAAGUAUUUCAUCAACUUCUGACUGACCUGUGCCAGUUAAAAACCACUGUGCCAGUGCCCAAGGCAGUGUCCAUGCUCAUCUCUGAGGAUCUGAUCAGCAGCUUUAGCUGCAGCUGCUUUCUUCUUAUGUGUUUUUCUUAAUUCUACCAUUUAACAGCUGUGGAAUGAAUAAUCUAUUUUUGUUUCACUGGAAUAAAGAAUUUUGUUUCUUUAUUCAUAGAAAAAAACCCAUGAGAAUGUGAACAGAUCAGAAGCAGUUUUCUCUCUAAGUGUAGCUAUGGACAAAUUUCUUUGGUCUUUCUUGCUUGUUUUUUUAAGGUGCUUCACUUCUGAGCAACAACUGCUGAUGUCUUUAUGGAGUUUGUGCUGAUCUUCAGUGAAUAUGAGGUGCUGGCUAGGCAAGAGAGGUCAGGAAGCCCUCCACUAAAUGAAAUAACAGCAGUUAGUUCUGCCAGUGAAUUAGGAAGGUUUCUUGUUCUUUCUCU